Solenopsis invicta (red fire ant) is the source of this 2088-nucleotide messenger RNA. RefSeq names its product E3 ubiquitin-protein ligase cblA-like. Gene Ontology annotation, cellular component: nucleus; cytoplasm; spindle microtubule. Bases 405 to 1043 code for a protein of 212 amino acids. Gene Ontology annotation, biological process: regulation of cell cycle. Lineage: Eukaryota; Metazoa; Arthropoda; Insecta; Hymenoptera; Formicidae. The record is from RefSeq and is a predicted model, not a curated record. The transcript has 8 exons.
UAUAAAAUAUAUUAAAUUUUUAAAUGUUUAUAUUUUUAAUUAAAAUAUUACAUUUUUAUAGAUAAUAUUUCUAAAUUAAUAACAGAUCAAGAAAUCAACUACAAUCGUUUGUUGAACGGUCUACAAGUAACAAGAAAUCGUUGUCGAUUCACUAAAUAUAAAAAUACAAGGAUACAAGAAGCACAAAAUUAUUUAUCUACCGGUAUCUACUCAUUGAAAGAAUUUCUGCUGAUAUUUGAUGUGGAUAGCGGACGUCAGCAAGACGAAAUGGCAUUACUAAUAGACGAUAAUGACGAUGACGAAAUUUGUGCUGAUUUACAUACAGAAGGAGCUAUAGAUGAAGUGCCAAUUAAUAACAUUAAAAUUACACAACGAAAUAUCCGACGUCGAAAACGAACUCGGAGAUGACGUAUAAUUCCAAUGAACUCGAAGUUGCAACUAUUGACAUUGAAGACAAAAAUCAAAGCACUAGUUCUCUUUCUUGUUCAGAAACUAACAAGAAUAAAAAUAAAUUGGAAGUCAUAACUCCAGUUAACAUCGAUUGUAUUAUUGAAAAUUCUUAUGCGUUGGCAGAAAAUACUAUAUAUGAUAGUACGACAGAUAUGUGUGACAGUAACUUAAAUGAACUUACAGAUAAUAAUGAAAAUUGUUCUGAAGCACAAAAUCAAGGAGCAUUUAAUACAGCAGAAGCUGCGGAAGUUGAUGGAAAUAAAGAUACCGAAGAAAGUACUGAUGAUAAUGAGGAACAAGUUUAUAACGUUCCUUAUGAUGAUUAUGGCUAUUGGAUUAACGUUGAGAAUAUAGAGGAAGACAAACAAGAAACACCAUUUCUAUCUAUUAAGAAUAUAAAAUCAACUGUGACUACAAACAAUUUAUAUGAAGAAGGAAGAUGUAUUAUAUGCUUAAGUGAAAAAUCUAAGAUAGCUUUUAUACCAUGUGGUCAUUUAUGUUGUUGCAAAGACUGCAUACAAAAAUUGUUACAAGAAAAAUGUCCUGCGUGCAACACUCCAUAUAGUAAAUACAUCCUUAUAAUAACACCAUAAUAUGACUGUCAGGUAUGACUUAUAUUUCUUAAAUAUAUACUUAUAAAACAUACAUUAAUAAUAUAUAGCAGCAUAGAUAUAUAAUUGCCUAUAUAACUAAUAUAACUAAUAUGCAUAUUACAAUUAUAUGGCAAUUAGAAUAUACAUGUAAGUUACAUGUUACAUGACAGUUAUGUAUCUGUAGUUGCUAAAUAGAAACAAAAAUAUAAGAAUGAAACUUAAUUUAUGUAUAAACAUUUAUAAUUUUUAGAUAUAUCAAUUUACGUAUAAACAAGAGGAUUAAGGAAAUAUUUGAAAAAGAUUAAUGUUAAAAACACGAGCCAAAAACUUUCCAAUACAAAGAUGUAUUAUAAAACCUGUUCUUUAAGCUAAAAGAUUUAAUUAUUUGAUAAAACAUUUAACGUGAUAGAUUUGUUUAAGAAAAGUAUUAAUUAGAUAGAUUUCAAUUUUAUAAGUUCUUCGUUAGCUUUUUUUUAUUACUACACGUUGUUUUGUUUCAUAUUGCGUAGUAAUGUGUAAUGUAGUACACACACUAGUUCUAAUCAUACUGCGAUAUAAAGUGAAAAAUUAGUUGCAAAAUAAUUGUUAAGUAUGUUGGUUCAAUAAUUUAUAACAUAUUCAAAGUACAACAGUAUUUUUCACGCUUUUUAAGAGGAAUAUUAAUUUGCUGGAUGUUAUUGUUUUAAGUUUAAUUAGUUUUUCAACAGUUUUUAUUAAAACACGUUGCGAUUUGUUUUAUAUUGCGUUGUAAUUUGAUAUGUGAUAAUAAUUAUAUUACAAUAUAAGGUGCAAAAUUAGUUAUUACAUACGUUGGUUUAAAUAUUUCAUAACAUAUACGUUUAUUGUACAACAGUAUAUUGCGUUGCAAUAAUUAGUAAUGUGAUACAUAAUAGUCGUAAUCGUUACGAAGCUCGCAGUGACAAAUUGAUGUGUUGUAACUUUAAUAAAAAGAAUAUGUACCAUCUUCUAAGCAAGCAUAUUUCUAGUGUUUACUUAGUGUUUGUAUGUUACAUUUAAAUAAUUAAAAAUUAUACUAUUUCUUGCA